This is a messenger RNA of Lutra lutra (Eurasian river otter), 1188 nucleotides long. RefSeq lists its product as uncharacterized. The transcript is spliced from 10 exons. The coding region runs from base 1 to 1104 and encodes 367 amino acids. The record is from RefSeq and is a predicted model, not a curated record. Lineage: Eukaryota; Metazoa; Chordata; Mammalia; Carnivora; Mustelidae.
AUGAAGGAGCUCAGACUCCGCCCGCGAACGAGCGCCAUCGCGGGGAUUCCGCGUGGAUUCCGCGUGGAUACCGCCUUUUUGCCCCUGGAUUUCGCAGUAGCCGCCCCGCCCCUCCUCCCUAGAGCCUCCGCUGAGGCGGCUGCAGCGGCUGCGGCGCAGGCAACGGCCGCAGCGGGCGGUUGGCGAGGGGUCCUCGCGACAGUGACCCGGAUCCUCUGCGGUUAUUCGCAAGGCGCAGGCGCCCCUGCCACGCCAGCGGGCGGUUUCCAGCCGCGGUUUCCAGGGGCGGUUUCCAGCGGCGGCGGGACGUUCUCUGGAAGGAGCCACGGGGUUGCGAAGAAGUCCACCCAGAAGGUGCUGGACCCCGAGAAGGACGGGCUGACGCGCCUGAAGCACCUGCGGGCGCUGCUGGGAGCUGUUCAAGAUGGUGGUGCCCCAUCAGUGCCUGGGCUCCAUCUGGUCCCGGAGGAACAGGCCUGGCAAAGAGCACCUGGAACCCACAGUCCGGGCCACCAUCACCCAGUUCAAUGCUGUGGCCAGCUGCAUCAUCACCACGUGCCUAGGCAACCCAAGCAUGACAGCCUGGGACAGGGCCAUGGUGGUGGACCACUGGAUCCGGGUGGCCAAGGCCUGUCAGAUCCUGGGGAACUACCCCUCCCUGCAUGCCAUCCUCGCGGCUCUGCAGAGUGUCCCCAUUCACCGCCUGAAGAGAACAUGGGACAACGUUUUCAGGAGUGGCCCUUGAAUAAAUUUGCCACCCUGGUGAGGAAGCUGCGAAGAGCGUGGAAGGGGCUACCGAUAAAGGGUGUCGUCCUGUACCUUGGCACUUUCUUCACUGACCUCUUGAUGUUGGAAACUGCAGUGGAGAACUACCUGGAGGGAAAACAGAUCAACUACUCCAAAAAGAAUAAGGUGCAUCCUGUCCUGCCAGCAGAACACAAGCACCAGGACAACUGGCCACAGCCAACAUCAGGGCUGAACCCAUUGCCAGUGCCCGAGCAAGGAUUCCCCCUCGGCAGCUGGGGUACUUGUGCUGCAUGGGCCACAUCUACACACGCCCCUUCCUCUCAACCAAUGACUGAUUGUGGGGGCGGCAAUAUUUAAUAUAUUUAAAUGGUUUAUAUUUUUCUCCUCUUCUAGCCCACAAGUGUGCUUUGGUUGUUAUACUUCCUACAGUACUGUGCAACA